AUAAGAGAUUACGUGACCUCAAAUAUAUAUCUCUCUUCUCAGUUAUUCAUAAUUAUUCUUGUAUUGUUGCAAUCCCAAACUAUAUCUAUAUAUAUAUAUAUGUAUUCAAAAGAAAAAACAAACUCUAUCUAUAUAUUUAUAUAUAUAAUCAAGCUAUUCGACUCAUAUACUUAAGAAAUAAAUUAUUAUAUCGAUUAUUAUUCAGAAGGAAAACAAAUUAGUAAAACGUACAUAUCGAAUAAUAUAAUGGCUAAAGAAUUAAACUCCCAGUUGGCCAAUUAUGAAUGCGUCGUCAAGAAGAAACUAGUGAUUAAUAUAAGUGAGAAGACCGAAAGCGAGAGCGAGGAAGAUGAAAGCUUUGCCAAACUACUGCAACCUGAACAAAAUUGCUUUGAUCCUGUCAUGAGAAUUGGUCGUGGGUUUGAGGACUUUCUCUCCAAUAAAUUUAACAAGUAUCCAUGCUUAUUUAAUGAACUUAAAGAAAGCCAACAUCCCAAGUUUCUAGUAUUUGCAUGUUCGGAUUCCCGAGUCUGUCCUUCCCAUAUCUUAAAUUUUCAACCAGGAGAAGCGUUCAUGGCUCGAAAUAUUGGCAACUUGAUUCCAACAUUUGAUAAUUUGAAAGACUCUGGAGUUGGAUCAAUUAUUGAAUAUGCAGUCGAAAGGUUUAAGAUAGAAAAUAUUUUAGUGAUUGGACACAGUCGUUGUGGUGGCGUGAAAAGACUUAUGUCUCAUCCAGAAGAUGGUUCACCUCCUUUUAAUUUUAUUGAUGAUUGGAUGAACAUUGCUCAAACUGCCAAAAAUAAAGUGAAAACUGAGCACAAAAAUUUGUCAUUUGAGGAGCAAUGUGAAAUUUGUGCUGAGGAAGCAGUGAAUGUGUCUCUAAACAAUCUCUAUUCUUAUCCAUUUGUUCUAAAGGGAGUUGAAGACAAAAAGAUAGCACUUAGAGGUGGAUACUAUAAUUUCGUGGUUGGAACUUUCAAACUAUGGGAUCUUUAGUUAUCAAUUAAUAACUAAGGAACUAAUUCAAGCUUCCUACACUCUUUCACAAUAUUUGUUGUCUUUUUAAGUUACUUAAUUUUUAUAGUGAAUGAUAUAAUAUAAUAUAAAAUAUGUUGUGUAAUUGUCAUAAAAUUAUAAAUUUUAGCUCUAAAUAAACUACAACAAAUGAAAGUUUACAUUUAUUUCAUGUGUUAGAAAGAUAAAUGAUGAGAUAGAUACGAUUGAAAUUUAAGAGUUCA
Messenger RNA from Cannabis sativa, 1238 nucleotides. Its product is annotated as carbonic anhydrase 2-like. Gene Ontology annotation, molecular function: carbonate dehydratase activity; zinc ion binding. The transcript is spliced from 8 exons. Gene Ontology annotation, biological process: carbon utilization. NCBI's taxonomy places the organism in Eukaryota, Viridiplantae, Streptophyta, Magnoliopsida, Rosales, Cannabaceae. The coding region runs from base 247 to 996 and encodes 249 amino acids. The record is from RefSeq and is a predicted model, not a curated record.